Molecule: messenger RNA, 2265 nt
Organism: Monascus purpureus
Lineage: Eukaryota; Fungi; Ascomycota; Eurotiomycetes; Eurotiales; Aspergillaceae
Source: the annotation of a GenBank genome assembly
CUCUGAUCUUCUGCCCGGACCAUCCGUUUAUUCAUGUCGUGUAGUCUAUAUAUAAGACUCUGCUGAGUUUCCGUCCUUCCCAAUUCCUCAGCUUCUCUCCCCCUCCCCCACCUUCUUCCUUGAAUCGCCGCCAUGGGCGUCCUGGAUCUUGUCCGCGGCCGCAAGGAUAGCGUCGUUGUCAGCGAUCUCACUGCCUCUGCCCACCAGGGCUCCAGCAAUGAGCCUGAAAAGGGUCGUCCCGGGACCGAUUCCGAUACCGAUCAGAGGAGUCUCGAGGCCAUCAACGAGAAAGAAGUAGAGCAGCAUCCCGACCAGGUCACGCAGAAUGCCAAUCGCGGUGUGCAGAAGGCCGAGGCCGCUGCCAUCGUCUGGAGUAAACCGGCUGUCUAUGCCACUUAUGCCUGGUGAGCAAUCAUCUCUGUGGAUUUCUACUUUCCUCCGCUCUAAUCCAUGUUAUCCUGCCCCUCUAGGAUCUGGGUCUGUUUCUUCAUGCUCGCCUUGCAGUCGGCCAUCGGCGCCAAUGUCAUGCCUAUCGCUUACUCCAGCUUCCAAACCGCCCCCCAGAUCAGCACGGCAAAUAUUCUCGCCAGCAUCAUCGGUGGUGUGUUGAAAUUGCCCAUCGCCAAACUCCUGAACGUCUGGGGCCGUGCUGAGGGUUUCUUUGUCUUCGUGGUUAUCUAUGUGGUCGGUCUCAUUAUCCUCGCUUCCUGUAAUGGCCCCAAUGGCUAUGCGGCCGGUUACGUCCUGUACUGGGUUGGCUACGACGCCAUCUACCUCAUCCUAGACGUUUUCAUGGCCGAUACCUCGGGUCUCCGUAACCGAGCCUUCGCCUUUGGCUUUGCUUCCACCCCCUUUAUCUGCACUGCCUUCACCGGUUCUCUGGCUGCCCAGUCCUUCAUGAAGAUGACCACCUGGCGCUGGGCAUUUGGCGCCUUCACUCUCAUCCAGCCCGUCGUCUUCCUGCCCCUGGUGUUUGUCUUUCUCUUCUUUCAGAGAAAAGCAGCUAGCAUGGGCCUCUUCGUCCGGGAAGACAGCGGCCGCACUACAUGGCAAUCCAUCAUGCAUUACAUUCACGAAUUUGAUGUCGUCGGUGCUUUUCUCUUGAUAGCGUCCUGGGUUAUCUUCCUGCUGCCGUUCAGCUUGGAAACAGAAGGGCGUGCUCAGUAUAAGGGUGCCACCUUCAUCGCCAUGGUCGUCGUCGGGUUCUGUCUUUUCUUUGUUUUUGCCGCCUGGGAAAAAUGGCUCGCGCGCACCCACUUCAUCCGAUACGACUUGCUAAAGAAGCCCACGGUGAUUGGUGCUUGCUGCUUGGCGGCAGUUCUGUAUUUCAGCUUCUACGCGUGGGAUCUAUAUUACUACUACUAUGUCAUGAUCGUAUACGACCUGGACACUUCCAUGACCGGGUAUAUGACCCAGAUCUACAACGUGGGUUCCUGUUUCUGGUCCGUUGUGAUUGGGCUCUGGUUCCGCUACACUAAGCAAUUCAAGUAUACCUGUCUGUUCUUCGGGCUACCACUUAUGAUCCUGGGAGCCGGCUUGAUGAUCCACUUCCGUGGAGGAAACAGUGACAUCGGUUACUUGAUUAUGUGCCAGAUCUUCAUUGCCUUUGCGGGUGGCACGCUCGUCAUCGGCAACGACAUGGCCGUUAUGGCGGCGGCGGACCGCGAAGGUGUGCCCAUGAUGCUGUCCCUGAUCGGCCUCUUUUCCAGCUUGGGCGGGGCCAUUGGCCAAGCCGUGACCGCCUCUAUCAACUCCAAUAUCUUCCCAGAAGCCCUCCAGAAGGCCCUGCCGGACGAGUAUAAGUCUCAGUACCUGACUAUUUUCAACGGUGGCACUACAACUCAGCUCGUCUACCCUGUUGGAUCGCCUGUACGCAACGCCAUCGACUACGCCUGGUCUCAGACCCAGAAGGAUACCUGCAUUGCUGCUACUGCGAUUUUGGCUCUCGGGAUUCCCUUCAUUGCCAUCUGGAAGAAUUAUAAACUCGAUAAGAAGCAGAACAAGGGUGUGAUCCUUUAGAUGUAUUUUGGUUGCAGAUUGACCUGUUGGUUGAUGGGUAUGAUUGGAUUGGAUUGGAGUGAGGUUAUUUCAUCUAUACCUGGGAUGUCUCGAAAUUUAAUGGCUUUAUUAUUGUAUCAUUUAACUUCUUUACUCUAUAUACCAAUGUGACGGUUAGCAGACCGCUGAAAACAGCUGCACUUGAUGCGCCAGCAUCCCAUCUUGGCAGCAAAUGAUUCAAAUUAAUUCAAAUUGCACAGCCACAAG